AAAACUCUCACUCUCAUUUUCACAAACUCACAAGAACUUCACAUUUCAGAACAAGGAGGAACAAAAAACAAUGUUUGUAUUAUCAGUUUUGUUCCUGUUGGGGACGCUGUUUCCCUGUGGUCAUGUGGAGGCCCAAUCCACCACCAUUCAGUUUCUGAAAGAGGCCGCAUUGAAAUGGACAGGGACUCUGACCUGCGACCCGUGGGACUGCAAUUGUACUUUCACUAAACAGCGUGGCUGCUGCUGUGCAGCCAAUGAAAUGUACCAAAUAGAACAGGAUACCUUCAUAAGGAUUAAACAUCUGUGGUACUCUAUCAGCACACUGAAUAGCAGAGUACAGGAGGUCACAGCCGGUGCCAAGGUUUCCUUCAAAGCCAACAUGGACCCAAAUAUUGCCAUCGCAAUUCCUGGAUCUAAUGAGCGUUGCUUUGGUCCUUUCAACACUAAUGUGCCAAUCCCCUAUGCAAUUGUCAGUCUUAAUGAUGGUUAUGGAUAUAACCCUUCCUUGGGUGUCUUCACUGCCCCAUGUGCUGGUGUUUAUCUCUUUUCCUUCACAGUCUACUCAUACGUGUCAAAAGGGGAGCGCCUCUACCAUAAAGUUCAGCUGAUGAAGAAUGGGAUGAUGGUGGUCAGCGUGUGGGAGAACAAUCGAGAGGAUGGUGAAGACAGUGGCACUCAGGUUGUGCAGCUGGAGAUGAAGAAGGGUGAUCAGGUCUACACGGAGCUGAUGUCUGGGAGGAAGCUCUGUAACGAACUGCAGUACAAUAUCUUUACUGGUUACAUCCUGUACCCCCAUAUCAAUGAGUAACACAUCAGCUGGAGAUCCGGGCAACUUAAACUCUCUGACUCCAGGACCUUUUAUGAAUCCAUUUAUCCUCAUUCAACUGAGAUCCUAAUCGAUGAAAAUAAAUUAGUGUUCUUUGUCUCAUGUUGACCCACCAGAUGUAGGUUUGUGACCUAUCAUGGGACAAGACCCAUAGUUUAAGAACCCCUGCAGUAGAGAUAAACAAGAUAAGUCGU
Molecule: messenger RNA, 1020 nt
Organism: Dicentrarchus labrax (European seabass)
Lineage: Eukaryota; Metazoa; Chordata; Actinopteri; Moronidae
Gene: cbln18
Product: cerebellin 18
Exons: 7
Coding region: 71-808 (245 amino acids)
Molecular function (GO): protein binding
Source: RefSeq, a predicted model, not a curated record